Molecule: messenger RNA, 2130 nt
Organism: Cynocephalus volans (Philippine flying lemur)
Lineage: Eukaryota; Metazoa; Chordata; Mammalia; Dermoptera; Cynocephalidae
Gene: CDK9
Product: cyclin dependent kinase 9
Exons: 7
Coding region: 108-1583 (491 amino acids)
Biological process (GO): positive regulation of transcription elongation by RNA polymerase II; protein phosphorylation
Cellular component (GO): nucleus; cyclin/CDK positive transcription elongation factor complex
Molecular function (GO): RNA polymerase II CTD heptapeptide repeat kinase activity; ATP binding; cyclin binding
Source: RefSeq, a predicted model, not a curated record
GGCGGAGGCGGCGCCGUCGGAGGAGGAGGAGCAGGGCACUGCGGCUGGCCCCGGAUCGGGCGCCAGAGCGGCAGCAGCUUCAGCAGCAGCAGCGGCGGCCCGGGCCGAUGCAGCGGGACGCACCGCCCCGAGCCCCAGCCCCGGCGCCCCGGCUCCCCGCGCCCCCGAUCGGGGCCGCGGCCAGCGGUGGCGGAGGCGGAGGCGGGGGCAGCGGCGGCGGCGGAGGCGCCUCUGCAGCCCCGGCUCCCCCUGGCCUCCCGGGAACUACAAGUCCCAGGGGGCCUGGCGGUGGGCGGCGGGCGGAAGAGGCGGGGUCGGCGCCGCGAGGCCGGAAAUGGCCUUGGAGGCGGAAGUGGCGCGGCCGUGGAGGGGCCUGGAACGCGGCUGCGGGACCCGGGGCGGGAGCGGCGACAGCAGCAGCAGCGGCGGCGGCAGGGGGCGGCGGCAGCGCGCUGGAGGCGGCAAUGGCAAAGCAGUACGACUCGGUAGAGUGCCCCUUUUGUGAUGAAGUGACCAAAUACGAGAAGCUCGCCAAAAUCGGCCAAGGCACCUUCGGGGAGGUGUUUAAGGCCAAGCACCGCCAGACCGGUGAGAAGGUGGCUUUGAAGAAGGUGCUGAUGGAAAACGAGAAGGAGGGGUUCCCCAUUACAGCCUUGCGGGAGAUCAAGAUCCUCCAGCUACUAAAACACGAGAAUGUGGUCAACUUGAUUGAGAUUUGCCGAACCAAAGCGUCUCCCUAUAAUCGCUGCAAAGGCAGUAUAUACCUGGUGUUUGACUUCUGCGAGCAUGACCUUGCUGGGCUGCUGAGCAAUGUCUUGGUCAAGUUCACGCUCUCUGAGAUCAAGAGGGUAAUGCAGAUGCUGCUCAACGGUCUCUACUACAUCCACAGGAACAAGAUCCUGCACAGGGACAUGAAGGCUGCUAAUGUGCUCAUCACCCGUGAUGGAGUCCUAAAGCUGGCAGACUUUGGGCUGGCCCGGGCCUUCAGCCUAGCCAAGAACAGCCAGCCCAACCGGUAUACCAACCGUGUGGUGACACUCUGGUACCGGCCCCCGGAGCUGUUGCUCGGGGAGCGGGACUACGGCCCCCCCAUUGACCUAUGGGGUGCAGGGUGCAUCAUGGCAGAGAUGUGGACCCGGAGCCCUAUCAUGCAGGGCAACACAGAGCAGCACCAGCUUGCCCUCAUCAGCCAGCUCUGUGGCUCCAUCACCCCAGAGGUAUGGCCAAACGUGGACAAAUAUGAGCUGUUUGAGAAGCUGGAGCUGGUCAAGGGCCAGAAGCGGAAGGUGAAGGAGAGGCUGAAGGCCUAUGUGCGUGACCCUUACGCACUGGACCUCAUCGACAAGCUGCUGGUGCUGGAUCCUGCACAGCGCAUUGACAGUGACGAUGCUCUCAACCAUGACUUCUUCUGGUCCGACCCCAUGCCCUCGGACCUCAAGGGCAUGCUAUCCACCCACCUGACGUCCAUGUUCGAGUACUUGGCGCCACCACGCCGGAAGGGCAGCCAGAUUACCCAGCAGUCGACCAACCAGAGCCGAAAUCCCACCACUACCAACCAGACAGAGUUUGAACGUGUCUUCUGAGGGUGGGCACUUUUCUUUAGGGCUAUUGUUUUAUGUUUUCUUCUGCUGUGUGACUUGCAUUGUGGAGAUGCUGAGGCAUUUAAGUUUUUUCUCUAGUGCAUAUUUUGUUUAAUCCUCACCCCGGGUAGUGGGAACAACCAGUCAAGUGGACUGGAGUGAAAUGUCCAUUGGCUGAAAGGCCAUGAAGGCACUGGGACUGUCUUGCCUCAUUCCCUGGCUUUCUGGAUGGUGUCCAGAGGGUCUCCAUUUACCUUAGGACAUGAAUGGGGUGGAAGGAGAGGCUCACCCCACAGUAACUUUCUAAGAGCUCCCAGCAUGAUGGGUGGAGGGGACAGGUCCCUCGCCCACCUCCAACCCUCCUCUUGGGAUGAGAAACGAGUGGAGAACAGAGCUGGCCCCAGGAAUGGGCUGCUCUUAGCCUGACCCUCAGAAGCACUGGGGCCAGUGAAAACCCUGUUUCUUCAGUAAAAUUUUAUUGUGUUUCUUUUGUUCAGUUGAAAGACAUUCCUGGAUGCAGUUUGGUCAGUUACAAUUAAAAGUUGACUUU